Molecule: messenger RNA, 1130 nt
Organism: Panonychus citri (citrus red mite)
Lineage: Eukaryota; Metazoa; Arthropoda; Arachnida; Trombidiformes; Tetranychidae
Product: zinc transporter 7-B-like
Exons: 2
Coding region: 258-953 (231 amino acids)
Source: RefSeq, a predicted model, not a curated record
UUUAGUUAACCUUGUCACCUUUAAUUAUUGAUGACUGAUUGUACUAAUAAACUUGAUGUACAAAUUAAGGUAAGAUGUUAAUUGUAGGAGGUUUGGUGGAAACUAAACCUUUGAAUUAAUUACGGAAGGUGGGAAUUGAUUGGGAGAUUGAUUUCAAUUGAUGAAUUAUGUUGAUCGGUAUAUAAGUGAAUCGACAAUCAAUUAAGAUCAAUCAGUUGUUAAUCAAUCAUCGGUAAUCAAACAUUCAUUAAUCCAUCAUGAGAUCUUUACUAUUUUCCUUAAUUGUUUUCAGUAUUAUCUUAAUGGUAAUCGCUCAUCAUCAUCAUCGGUGCAAGGAACACAGGAGACAUAAGUGCUGUAAGAAAGAGGUUCAUCAUCACCAUGAACACGAAGGUAAAAAAGUUCACCAUAAACAUAAUCACGGUCAUGGUCAUAAGCAUGGUCAUCAUCAUCAGAAUCAUCAUCAUCACCAUCACACAGGAGGUGGACAUGGACAUGGACAUCAUCAUGACGAUGAUCACGAUGACCAUCAUGAACAUAAGGCAGCUGAUAGCCCGAAGCAAGAUGAUAGUAAGAAAACAACGGCAACCAUAACAGGAACUCCCGACGGAAAAGGUCAAGUGGCAAUCGUACUUCAUGGUGCCCAAGCGGGGAAAUUGUUACAAUCUGUGUUAGACCAACAGAAAAAAGUUCCUAAAGAAACAAAAGAGCCAAAAGAACGUAAGUUCACAUCAGCUCGUUCAUCAGUUGCACCUCGAGAAAACGGUUACGCUGAACUCGCUCGAUCAGGUCAAAUGGGACAGUACGGUGGAAUGGGCGGAGGAAUGGCCAGUCCAAUGUUCGGCGGUCGAAUGGGAAUGGGAAUGGGAAUGCCCAUGGGUGGUGCGAUGGGAGGAAUGGGAAUGCCGAUGGGGGGAAUGGGCGGAAUGGGUGGAAUGGCCCCAAUGUACUAAUCAAUCGUCCCUCGAAUUCAUAAUCACUAAUUUAUCAAAAAAUCCUCAACCAAAUUUACUGAGUAAAUUCAAUCCUUGUAAAUUAUAAUAAUCUUCGUACACUUCACCCAAUAUUUAUUACUCCAUCAAUCAAAUCAUCGUAAUUAGUAUCUAAAUAAAAAAGAAAUUCAAAUUGAA